Molecule: messenger RNA, 517 nt
Organism: Drosophila obscura
Lineage: Eukaryota; Metazoa; Arthropoda; Insecta; Diptera; Drosophilidae
Exons: 2
Coding region: 140-424 (94 amino acids)
Source: RefSeq, a predicted model, not a curated record
GUAAACAAAUCAUUUUGUUGUAUCCCUUUCCAUCGAAACGAACAAAAUAGUAAUAUUCAGUCGUCUCAGUACACUUCAGUCUCUCCGUUCGUUAGUCUGAUUCAGACGUGUCGGCAAGCACUUAAAACAAAAAUACACAAUGUCAUACUCUAGCCGCUUUGGUUUUGAUUUCCAUCUGCCCGAUGAGGGUUGGUGCUAUCCCAAGGACGAUAUGUUCUUCCGCCGUAGUGCCGAGUGGGUGCCUUUGGAGAGCGCUGGUGUGGGCCGCUCAUUUGCCAACACGAACAGCGUGAUCUAUCCACGAAUCACUGGCAUGGUGCCGCGCUAUGGCGGACAUGUUCCGGGCGAGAUUUUCAAGGUUGGCACCACUUACGGACGCGCCACAAUCGACGCCAAGCGUUGGCUGGCCCUGCACCGCGAAUAAGCUUACUCAAAUCUCUCUCGAAUAGUCAAAUUAGCUGUGUUAUGCUUUGUAAAGCACCCCCCAAUAAAUAUUGUUCUGCGUUCAAACUAUAAA